AAUGUAGCGGACGGGACACUUCUUCAACAGGAACAACAGUUAGUCGGCCACCUCCGUAGCCGAAAACAUUAAAUGUUUUUAGGCUGUUUUGAUGUACAUUAGUCAGUGUGUUUUAAACAUACUUCUGUUUUGUCUACUUGCUGGUCCAUUUAAUGUAUUAUUUACGUUGUUUAUCAGGUAGCUGGCUUGCCAAAUUAGCUUUGCACUAGGCUAAUCGCUAAUGCUAAGUAGCUAGCUAGCUAACAUCCCCGACCAUGAGUUCACUAAACUACUCCACUCCUGCUAAAGAAGAGGAGGCCGUCACAGUUAAACAAGAAGUAGAGGAUGAGGCUUUUACAGUGAAAGAAGAAGAGAAAGAAGUUACAGUGAACGAAGCUUUCGAAGUGAAAGAAGAGGAAGGAGAGGAAGAGGAGAUGGGAGACCAGAGUAACACCAGAGAGCGACCAGACUCUCACUCUGACAGCGGGAAAUGUCAUUCAGGGGAACCAGACCCAGAGACGUCCAAACCAGCGAGACGACACCACUGCUCCCAGUGUGGAAAAAGUUUUAUCCGAUCACAACAACUGAAAUCACACAAGAGAACACACACAGGAGAAAAGCCUUACCACUGUUCCCAGUGUGGAAAGUGUUUUACUCGGUUAGAUUACCUGAAAAGUCAUAAGCAAAUACACUCUGGAGAGAAGCCGUACUCCUGUUCCCAUUGUGGAAAAAGUAUUAGGUGGUUAGGGACUCUGAAAUCGCAUGAGCGAAUGCACACACAAAAAAAGCUCUACCAAUGUUCUUUGUGUGGAAAGCGGUUUACCCAGUUAGAAGCCCUGAUUAUGCAUGACAGGACACACACAGGAGGGGAUAAGACCUACCACUGCUCCCAGUGUGGAAAGAGAUUUAAUUGGUUAAGGCACCUGAAUAAGCAUGAAAGAAUACAUACACAGGAGGAGAAGACAUACCACUGCUCUCAUUGUGGAAAGACAUUUUCCCAGUUAGAGGACCUGAAAUCACAUGAGAAAAUAGAGAGGUUGUGUUCUGACUUGUGUUUUUGACUGAUCAUUUGUUUUUGUUUAAUCCUCAUGAAAUCAAAUUGUAUAUAUGAAACCAGAAUAAGUUUACUUUUGUUGUUUUUUCAUUUAGAGACAUGAUCAUGUCUAAUAUCAGAUGUCUAUUGGGUUUUGAUGAUGAGCUUUGUUUGAUUUGAUACAAGUAUAAAUCCUCUGUUGUUCAUCAUAUGCUUUUCAUAUUGCAAAAUGUACAUAAUUAUAUAAGUAGCCUUUCACAAGCCUUUGUAUUUGUAUUUAUUAUGGAUCCCUGCUACUCUUCCUGGGGUCCUGCAAAAUUAAGGCAGUUCUACAUUUUUAUAACAUUACAAUACAUUCAUAACAGAUUUCACAACAUAUUAAGUGUGUGCCCUCAGGCCUCUACUACCACAUAUCUACAACACAAUCCAUGUGUACAUGUGUGUACAGAGCAACGACUUUCCCAGUUGUUUUAAAAGUCCCAUUAUUCCACCAUGAGAAAAACGGAUUUGAUUAAUGCAACAUACUUUUCUGGAUUAAAAUAUUAAUAUCUUUG
Salmo salar (Atlantic salmon) is the source of this 1566-nucleotide messenger RNA. RefSeq names its product Zinc finger protein 391 (gene zn391). Gene Ontology annotation, cellular component: nucleus. Gene Ontology annotation, biological process: regulation of transcription by RNA polymerase II. Gene Ontology annotation, molecular function: RNA polymerase II cis-regulatory region sequence-specific DNA binding; DNA-binding transcription factor activity, RNA polymerase II-specific. Lineage: Eukaryota; Metazoa; Chordata; Actinopteri; Salmoniformes; Salmonidae. The record is from RefSeq and is marked provisional.